Molecule: messenger RNA, 921 nt
Organism: Adineta ricciae
Lineage: Eukaryota; Metazoa; Rotifera; Eurotatoria; Adinetida; Adinetidae
Source: the annotation of a GenBank genome assembly
AUGUUUGUUGUUGGUGUCGUCAGCAGUCUCACUUCACUUUUGACUUUUCAAAAUGCAACUUCAAGAACAGUUGGAUGUGGACUGUAUCUCCUAGCAUCAUCAGUCACAUCUCUCUUGACAAUCACUAUGUUCUCAAUCAAGUUUUGGUUUGUUGUUAUGACACAAAUCGACAUGUCUGCUUCUCGGUCAGUUCUUCAAGGCGGUUGCAAGUCGCUUGACACUCUUCUGAAGCUGUUCUUUUACUGGGAUUCUUGGCUCAGCGCAUGCGUCGCGGUCGAUCGUGCAGUGAAUGUUUACAUAGGAGUGCGCUUUGAUAAAGAGAAAAGUAAACGUUUCGCUCGAUGGAUCAUCUUCGCCUUGCCAGUCUUGAUCAUGGGCUCGCUGAUUCAUGAACCAAUAUACCGUCAAAUAUCCAAACAUGAAACAAUGGAAAAAACAAAAAACAACGUAGGAAUAAUUCCUACAACGGAAAUUGUGACACAUAAUUAUGUCUGGUGUGUAACUACAUAUCCACAAUCAGUUCAAGAUUACAACACAGUCAUCCUGUUCAUUCAUCUUCUUGGUCCAUUUCUUACAAACCUCUUCUCUUCAGUAUUCAUCAUUAUUGCAAGUGCUCGCCGACGGGCUGAAGCUCAGAAUCGACAACCCUAUCGAGAACAUCUUCGUGGACAAUGGAGUGAACAUAAACAACUUGUUAUCAGUCCUCUAGUUUUACUUCUUCUGUCAACACCACGCCUUGUCAUUUCUUUGUUAUCUGGAUGCACAGAUGUUUCUCGUUAUGCAUGGCUGUAUAUUUCUGCUUAUUUCAUAUCGUUCACACCAUCGAUACUCAUAUUUAUUAUCUUUGUCCUUCCUUCGACUUCGUAUCGGAGUACUUUCAAACAAUCGCUUUUUGAACUUUGCAAAAGACGACGGUUAUAG